Caenorhabditis auriculariae is the source of this 755-nucleotide messenger RNA. NCBI's taxonomy places the organism in Eukaryota, Metazoa, Nematoda, Chromadorea, Rhabditida, Rhabditidae. The record is from the annotation of a GenBank genome assembly.
AUGACGUCGUGCGACUGUUGGCUUCAGUUGUGCUUCUUCUUCUGUAGUUUCGCUGUGAUUUCCGAUCGAUUUUGACAAGAAAAAGUUUUUAUUGCAGCAAUUUUUUUUCAUCCUUGCAACAUGCUCAUCGGGGAAGAGAGACACGGUAUGUGGGGAUUCCGUGUCAAUGGAUAAUUUUUUGAAGGAUAAGAGCUUGCCGUCGAAGUCUUCGACAACUGGAGUGGUGCUGCUUCCUCCGCGCGCGAAAUCGCUCACGCCCAGCCUGAGUCCGGCGAAAAGUCCAUUUGCUCGGUCGCCGAUGCCUCCCAACGUACCGAUGGCGCCACCUCCCAGCGAUUCUCGCGACGAUACUCUCAAGUCAGUUUGAGAAUUUUCAUUUCAGACGUUUGGUGGGUUAUUGUUCUUUUUGAAAAACUCGGAAUGGCUAGGAUUUAACGGAGACGUCUCUGGUUUGCUGGUCACCCUCAUUUCUGAAGUUUCUUUAAAGAAGUGGAUCAGAGAGAUGUUCGUUAAAAAGCUUGUAAAAAAACUGAUUAGGGAGUUUUGUAAUCCAUUCCGCGCCCGCUUGUUACGGUUUUUAUUUUCCUCUGAGCUACAAAUGAGGCUUCUCUUCGACGCGCCCGACUUUUAGGAAAAACAAUUCAACAUUUUUUAGGAACGUCGAAUCUCUAUCUUUCGACGACGGGAACGGCCACAAGCACCACAUGAAAGGCAUGAAAGUGCGAGUGAAGGAAACCGUUAGCCCCGCAAAAUAA